Molecule: messenger RNA, 3336 nt
Organism: Protopterus annectens (West African lungfish)
Lineage: Eukaryota; Metazoa; Chordata; Ceratodontiformes; Protopteridae
Gene: SAMHD1
Product: SAM and HD domain containing deoxynucleoside triphosphate triphosphohydrolase 1
Biological process (GO): regulation of innate immune response; defense response to virus; dGTP catabolic process
Cellular component (GO): nucleus
Molecular function (GO): protein binding; dGTPase activity
Source: RefSeq, a predicted model, not a curated record
CGCCGGCAGUACGGUUUCAGACAAUCUUGUGAAAGGCGCAGCAUCUGUGGUCUUUAGUAAACGAUAUUAUCAGUACAGACAAUCUAAUUACAUUUCAGAGAAGUAAACAUGGCAGCGAUAGAAAAUAAGAAGAGACGCCUAUCUGAUGAGACCUCGUAUACCGAGAAUGGUGAAAAAACUUUUAAGACCCCAGAAAAGCGAGUGUCUUUCGUGAAGUUAGUAGGACCCGGUGAGGAUGUCAAACGCUGGGGAGUGGAUGAAGUUGCACACUAUCUCCGGUUACAGGGCUUUGAACAGUUCGAGAAGUGUUUUCAAGAGAGUCGAAUCACUGGUCGUGGAUUUCUGUAUCUUACAGAUUCCCAUCUGAAAGAGCUUGGUAUAAGUUCUUUAGCUGACCGUCUAGAGUUACUGAGCUGCAUUCAUCAGCUAUGGCAGAACUGUUCAGAAAAUAUGAAGGUAUUUAACGACCCCAUCCAUGGUCACUUUGAACUGCAUCCUCUUUUGGUUCAAAUAAUUGACACUCCCCAGUUCCAGCGUUUGCGCAAUAUCAAACAGCUUGGUGGAACAUACUUCGUCUUUCCAGGAGGUUCACACAACAGAUUUGAACAUUCUCUUGGUGUUGGCUACCUGGCAGGCUGUUUAGUUAAAACACUGCAAGAAAGGCAACCAGAACUCAAGAUUGACCAAAGAGAUGUACUUUGUGUUCAGAUUGCAGGCCUCUGUCAUGACUUGGGGCAUGGUCCAUAUUCACAUAUGUUUGAUGGAAGGUUCAUGCCUCUGGCACGACCAGAAUUGGAUUGGAAGCAUGAAAUGGCCUCUGUAAAGAUGUUUGAGCACUUAAUUUCUUCGAAUGACCUAGAAGAGGUUAUGAAGGAUUUUGGUCUGAAGCUUCCAGAAGAUCUCAUUUUUAUUAAAGAACAGAUUGCAGGGCCAAUCCAUAUGUCAGAUGGGACGCAUUCAACUAAAGAUAAUUGUUUGGGACUGUCAUCACUUAGGAAUCAAAAAUAAUUUUGAUCAUCAACGCUUUCUCAAGUUUGCUCGUGUUUGCACUGUUGGCAACAAGAAGCAUAUUUGCACUAGAGAUAAGGAAGUUGCUGAUCUUUAUGACAUGUUCCACACACGCAACUGCCUACACAGAAGAGCAUACCAGCACAAGGUUGGCAACAUCAUUGAGACAAUGAUGACUGAAGCUUUCCUUAAAGCAGACCCAUAUAUUCUAAUAGAAGGCAAACAUGGAAAGAAGCAUACAAUAUCAACUGCUAUAGAUGAUAUGGAGGCUUAUACAAAACUUACAGAUUCUGUAUUUGAGCAGAUACUUUACUCCAGUAGUGAAGAACUUGCUGAAGCACGAGCAAUAUUGCACAAGGUGUUGUGUCGUAAAUUAUACAAAUGUGUUGGGCAGACACAACCCAAGGAAAAUAUAAAAAUUCAAAAGCAUGAAUAUAAGAAAUUAGCCGCUGAAGUAGCUGCUUCUGAGCCACACACCCCACCUGAUGUAAGACUAACUGCCGAUGACUUCAUAGUAGAUAUCAUUCUUCUAGAUUAUGGAAUGAAGGAACAAAACCCAAUUAAUAAUGUCAAUUUCUAUUGCAAGGAUGACCCCAGCAGGGCAAUCAAGAUCCGUAAAAAUCAGGUAUCUCAGCUCCUUCCUGAGAAGUUUGCUGAACAGAUCAUACGUGUUUAUUGCAAAAAGACCGAUGAGGUGAGCUUCGAAGCUGCAAAGAAAUACUUUGUGCACUGGUGUUUUAAAAAAGACUUCACCAAACCCAAGGAUGUGGAUUUGGUAGCCCCAGAACUUACACCUCUUAAAGCUAGUUGGUAUGACCAGGAAGAUGACAGCAAUCAGCAGUUUUCAGAACAUGGACAUCAUACACCCAGACCAAAGAAAACCUUGUUCCAACAGUAAAUAAAACUAUUGGCACUUCGGAGUUGGACACCCACUUCUUCAACAAGAGACUGUUAUUACCCUCAUUAAGAAUGGUGGAGGGCUUUCAGUAAAUCCUUUACUGUGAACUGUAAAAUAUUAAGUACACUACUAUGCUGUACAUUUCUGUAAAUGUAGCAAGCAUAGUUUCAAGUGAUCACCUGUGCCAUGCAUCCAGUCCAUGGCAAAAAAAUUUGCUGCUAAAUAGCAAUUUUUAUUCACUUUAGACAAUUCUUUUUAAGAAUGUUUUAUUUCCACUUACUCUUGUUCUCCCUGUUUUAUUUCUACUUUCUCCUGUUAUGCAUGAUCAGUUUUCCUACAAAAACUACAAAUAUCUCGAUUUACCUUUAUUGCUGGAAGCUUGUCUGGUCAUGUUCUCAUGUAUGUUAAAGGAUAAAGGUGUAUUAGUAAACCUGAGCUCCUCCUUUCACACUGAAGGACUUUGAAAUGCUGUUACAAUUUCCGGUGUUCUUUUGCUACCAGACAGUGGUAGUGGACAGGAUCGACAUCUCAGUGGGAGGUCCAUAAAGUCCUAGUUUCUUUCAGGCUCACAUAUGCAGAGUACGGUUUAUCUUUUUCUUUUAUUGGAAUUAGAAUGAAACAAUAUUGAUUUUAAUGCUCUCAUGGGAGACAUGAUGCAGCAAUAUUUUAGUAGCAGACAGGAUAUCAAAUAUACAGAAAAUGCCAGUAAAGUUCUUUAAUGUACCAACUUUAUCAUGUAAACAAAAUGAUUGUAGUGUCCAAUAUUGUAAAAGAAAUUCUUGUAUAUUUUAGCUCAUUUUUUGCACUUUAAGACAAUGUGACCUGUUUUUCUUUUAGGAGUGAGUGUGGUAUACUGUUCUAGGGUAGUGUUUUUAGGUGCUGGAGUAGUAAGUACAUGUGUGAUGUCAUAAUUCUCUUAUUCUAGUUCUAAAUUCACAAGUACUUCUGAACUUUGGUCAUUUCAUCCACCACCAGGAUGUGACAACAUCUUUAUUAUGGAUGGUUGUUGUGAAAUGUAAAGGCAUGAAAGGCUUGCCUACUUUUCCAAAAGGCUAAAAAAUUUAAAACAACCCAGGUGCCCUGGUUCAGCUAACAGCUAAGCUGGCUGAGUGAGCUCGGGGAGGAUGUGUGUACUUGUCCAAAGUGAUGAAGUGGUAGCAGGUUGCUUCAGUCCAUUGUAGAAGAGGUCAAGAAUGUAAAUGCAGUGUGGCGGCACACAGAUGAAGAUGCCAGACAGAGUACCACUCUUUGUUGGCAUAGUGAAGCAUGCACUCAUACACAGAAGGUGUGGUGAUCCCUGUGGAAUUAGGGCUAUAAAAAAAAAAAAAAAAAAAAACUUUGUAGCUUCCUAUAUGAUGACUCCUGUUGCCAAAUGUAAUUUGCUGGAGUACAUGAAAACUGAUGGUAAGCAGGCAGUGUGUGUGUGUGUG